This is a messenger RNA of Melopsittacus undulatus (budgerigar), 2920 nucleotides long. It is a transcript of the gene ATOSB, whose product is annotated as atos homolog B. Lineage: Eukaryota; Metazoa; Chordata; Aves; Psittaciformes; Psittaculidae. The coding region runs from base 669 to 2492 and encodes 607 amino acids. The transcript has 11 exons. The record is from RefSeq and is a predicted model, not a curated record.
CGGCGGCAGCGGCAGCGGAGGGGGCGCUGGUGACUCAAGCAGCCAGAGCAAGCAACCCCAACACCACGCUGCAGGUGCUGACAUCUGAGAGCUGCCUUCCCCUCUGCUCCAGCCCUACACCAAGGCAUCAAAGCUGCGGUGCUGUGGGAUUAUGACUGCAGGGGGGCUGUGUUGAAUCUGCAAACCUCUGUUGUGCAUCAAGGACACAUGUGAGCAGGCAUCACCUCCUGCCCUUCAGAAAGCAUCUGAACCCCCAGCCCUGCAUCUCCUGCUUUCCUUCCCUCUGAGCCGCUGUGGAAGCCGAAGAGCUGGAGAGGACAGUGUGGCAGUUGAGAGGCACACCGUGAUGGUGGGAGCCAUUCCACGGCAGCCACGCCGCUUCUGGGGGGUGCCCGGCUGGCUGGUGUCUUCAGCUAACUGUGCCAACAGCCACCCCCUGCGGGACAGGGACGUUCAUCCGGAACAACCUGGGGUUCUGCUGCAGAGAGAUGCUGUGCUGCAGUGUAUCCCAUCGUAGAGGGCUCACCCAGGCAUCCUGAGUGAGGGGAGGUCCAGCUCCCACCGCCUGUCCUCACACCCUGACCUGUGGCACUUUACAGUCUCCCUUCUGCUACUGCAUGGGCUGUUGUGACUCCGGCUCCGCUCGGAGUCCAGGCAAGUGAGGCUCCAUGCGGCACAUCCACACGGAGACGUCCCUGCCCCCGGAGCGCAGCGCAGACCCCAGCCUGUCCCAGCCCAGUGGAGAGGCACCCUUGGAGGCUUCCUCGCAGCACUGCACCCACCGCAGCAUCCUCAUGGGCUACAACGAGACAGAGAUCAAGCGCCAGAAGGUUUAUCAGGUCUCCAUCUUCUCGCACCUCUCCAGCUCCUCGGGAAGCGCAGAGCAGCGGGCAGGCAGCCGGACGGCUGUCAAAAGGGGAUAUCCCGAGCAGCGAACUACAGAGGGAGGGCGAGACCCCAAGCGAACUCAAUGGGGUGUCGGAGGGGUGGAUGGCAAAUGUGACAUGGACCCUGGGCAGGCUUCCCUGGAUGAUGAUGAUACCUUUGAGGAUGGUCUGCUGGUGGAGGAGCUCUCCCUGUGCGGCUCUGCACAGCACUUCUCCCACAGCGGGCUGCGGGUAGUGGAGCACCGGUGUGAGAGCAGCCCUAUCCACAGCCCCAAGGCCAGCAGAGAGGACAAGCUGCAGGAUGUCUCCUCUUCCUCCUGGCCACAGCACAUUGCCUGCAGUACUUUGCACAAGAGAGAUGGUUGCCCUGUCUCUUCUGGGGAUCAGCCCAUAGACUAUGGGCAGAAUGGAGAGCGGGCAAGUGGCCACAGCUUGCUUCACCUUGAUUUGCACAAUAUUGCACACACAGCCCAGCUGGACUCUGGUGGGAAGGAAGAGGGGCUGGGGAGCAGCCUGGCACACAGCAGCAAGGCUAGUGGAGAAGAGGGAUGGUCAGCAGUGCCCAAUGGGUGCAAGGAGCCCGCAGCUCCACAGACAGCACUCAGCCCUGAGCCCAGCAACCUGGGCUCCCUGGACAAGACACCCUGUGGGAGCAGCCAGUUCAGUGCCAGCAGCUGCCCAGCCAAGAGGAAGCUGCUGCCUGCUGGUGAGGUUGUGGCUGACUCCUGCUCCGAGGAUGAGAGCCUGUCCCCACCAGUGAGGAAGAAGAGGGUCCUGCCGUGCCAUCCUGUGCCCACAGCCUGCCGCAGCACUGAUGCCAAGGGGGCUCCUUUCUGGAAUCACCUGCUGCCCACAGCCAAGAGCUCUGUGGACUGUACUGCAGUGGGGAGGAGGCUGAAGAGCGAGCUGCGCCUCAAAUCGCGACAUCUCCGGAGCAGCCUCCGGAGGGGCACCAGGUCCUCCUCAGCACCCUGGGCCACCACCACCAUCAGCCAUGCUCUGCUUGGCAACUUUGAGGAGUCCAUCCUGAAAGGGCGCUUUGCACCGUCGGGGAGGAUCGAGGGGUUCACAGCAGAGAUCGGUGCCAGCGGCUCCUACUGCCCCCAGCACGUCACGCUGCCCGUUGAUGUCACCUACUUCGAUGUCUCUGAACACAGCGCACCCUCACCUUUCCUGGGAGUGAUUGACUUGGAGGCCUUGGGAAAGAAGGGUUACAGUGUCCCCAAAGCUGGAACCAUCCAAGUGACCUUAUUUAACCCCAACAAGACUGUGGUGAAGAUGUUCUUGGUGACAUACGACUUCCAGGACAUGCCUGCCAACCACAUGACCUUCCUUCGCCACCGCAUCUUCCUGGUGCCCGUGGGGGAGGAAGAAGGGGCCAGCACGGCCCACAGGGACCCAUCAGGCCCCAGCCCACCACGCAGGGUCCUGUGCUACCUGAUGCACCUAAGGUUUCACAGCUCCAAGUCGGGGAAGAUCUACCUUCACAAUGACAUCCGGCUGCUCUUCUCCCGCAAGUCCAUCGAGGUUGACUCGGGCAUCCCCUAUGAACUGAAAUCCUUCACGGAGAUGCCGAGGAAUCCCUGCUACUCACCCCGGGCCUGACCUGCACCCUCCAGGAGCCUCCAGCGCGGCAGGGAUGAGUGAAGGGCCAGCAUCGAGCACUGCCUUGAAGCAUCACCUGCCCCAAGUGCUUCCAAGCAGUGUGGACACUGUGCCCUGCAGCAUUCCAGGGACAUGUCCUUAUGGCAGCGCUGGACACUUGGCUAUGGCUGUGGGGGGGGGAGUGAAGGGUUGUGCUGGGGGCUGCGGGUGAGGCUGCCCUCGCUGUUCCCGGGAUUGGGAGCAGGAAGUGUGGAAGAGUUUGUAUUUAUUAGUAUUUAUUGUUGCUGGGAGCUCAGAGCAGGCUUGUGCUGAGGCUCGGAGGUGCUGUGCUGCUCUGCUCCCCCUCCUGUCGGUGAUGGAUGAGGCCCCGGCAGCGCAGGGAUCAUGAGGAUCAUGGGGACGGGGAGGGUGAAUGGGGAUGUGGAUGC